This is a messenger RNA of Nerophis ophidion (straightnose pipefish), 1858 nucleotides long. It is a transcript of the gene ddx56, whose product is annotated as DEAD (Asp-Glu-Ala-Asp) box helicase 56. Bases 83 to 1765 code for a protein of 560 amino acids. Gene Ontology annotation, cellular component: nucleolus. The record is from RefSeq and is a predicted model, not a curated record. Lineage: Eukaryota; Metazoa; Chordata; Actinopteri; Syngnathiformes; Syngnathidae. The transcript is spliced from 14 exons. Gene Ontology annotation, molecular function: ATP binding; RNA helicase activity; nucleic acid binding.
GUGUGUGAAACACAGAGACACGUAAAUGCGUCAUGACGUAUAAUCUGUGCGACGCACGUGUACGUGAAACGGAAAAGAAGCAAUGGCGGCGGACAGGCUGCAGUUUCACGAAAUGGGUCUUGACGACCGUGUUUUAAAGGCGGUGGCUGAUCUCGGUUGGGCCCUGCCCACCUUGAUCCAGGAGAAAGCCAUCCCUCUGGCUCUGGAGGGCAAAGACAUUCUGUCCCGGGCAAGGACCGGCUCGGGAAAGACGGCUGCUUAUUCAAUACCUGUCAUCCAGCGCAUCCUGGCCUCCAAACAGACUGUCCGCGCGCAGGAAGUGAGAGCUCUGGUUCUGAUUCCCACCAAAGAACUCGGCAACCAGGUCCAGACCAUGAUGAGACAGUUGACUGCGUAUUGUUCCAGGGACGUCCGCGUGGCAGACAUCUCUGGCAGGGCAGACGUAUCCGCGCAAAGACCCAUGUUGAUGGAAAAGCCCGACGUGGUUGUGGGGACGCCGUCGCGGGUGUUGGCCCACAUCACUGCACAAAACCUGGUCUUGCACUCGUCGCUGGAGAUGCUGGUGGUGGACGAGGCCGACUUGCUCUUCUCCUUUGGCUUUGAGGCCGAUCUGAAGAACCUGCUGUGCCACUUGCCAAAGAUCUACCAGUCCUUCCUCAUGUCAGCAACCUUCAGUGAGGAUGUUCAAGCCCUAAAGGAACUCCUGCUGCAUAAUCCAGUGACUCUGAAGCUGCAAGGCUCUCAGCUGCCAGAUGCCAGCCAGCUGCAGCAGUACACCGUCAAGUGUGAGGAGGAGGACAAGUUCCUGCUCAUCUACACGCUACUCAAGCUCCGGCUGGUUCAGGGAAAGACACUGAUAUUUGUGAGCGAUGUGGAACGAUGCUACCGCGUUAAGCUCUUCUUGGAACAGUUCGGUAUUCCGGCCUGCGUGCUCAACUCCGAGUUGCCCAUUCAGUCCAGGUGUCACAUCAUCUCACAGUACAAUCAAGGCUUCUACGACUACAUCAUCGCCACAGAUGAGCGUAGCCUGGCCGAGCCUGCUUGCACGUCGCAGCCUGCUGGUACGUCGCAGCCUGCUGGUACAUCGCAGCCUGCAGCCAAAGGCAAAAAGAAGAAGAAGAAGAAGGGGGGAAACAAUAAAGAUAAGGAAUAUGGAGUCUCCAGAGGCGUCGACUUCCAGGAUGUGGCUAACGUCAUCAACUUUGAUUUCCCUGUGACCAUCGAGUCUUACAUCCAUCGAGUCGGAAGGACGGCGAGAGCAGAUAACCCGGGGACCGCCUUGUCCUUCAUCUGUCACUCUGAGCUGGCUUUGCUGAAGGACGUGGAGGAGGUUCUGACAGGAGAUAGCGCGGAAUCCGCCCUGCAGCCGUACGAGUUCAAGAUGGAAGUCAUCGAGGGCUUUAGAUACAGAUGCAGGGAUGCGAUGCGUUCAGUGACCAAGCAGGCGGUUAAAGAAGCCAGACUAAAAGAGAUCAAAAGGCAGCUGCUCAACUCAGAGAAGCUGAAGACAUACUUUGAGGACAACCCGAGAGACCUGCAGCUCCUCAGACAUGACAAAGCUCUCCACCCUGCUGUAAUCAAGCCUCACCUGAAAAACAUACCCGAUUACCUCAUUCCCGAAGCUAUGAGGGGCUUCGUCGGUUCCUGGUCGGACAGGAGGAAGAGGAAGGACAGGUACACACCACACGGCGUCAACAAGAGCAAUUUCAAGAAAAACAAAGGCAACAACCCUCUGAAGACUUUCCGCAGCAAAAAAAGGAAUUGAUCAUAAAAGUGAAGACCUUUUAGAUAACACCCAAAACAGGGGAAAUAAACUUGCCAUGUUUAUUUCCAUUCAUAAUAAACAUCUUAAAUUUAA